This is a messenger RNA of Hyla sarda, 3657 nucleotides long. It is a transcript of the gene FGF18, whose product is annotated as fibroblast growth factor 18. Lineage: Eukaryota; Metazoa; Chordata; Amphibia; Anura; Hylidae. Gene Ontology annotation, molecular function: growth factor activity; type 1 fibroblast growth factor receptor binding; type 2 fibroblast growth factor receptor binding. The coding region runs from base 1030 to 1737 and encodes 235 amino acids. Gene Ontology annotation, biological process: fibroblast growth factor receptor signaling pathway; positive regulation of cell population proliferation; positive regulation of gene expression. Gene Ontology annotation, cellular component: cytoplasm. The record is from RefSeq and is a predicted model, not a curated record. The transcript has 6 exons.
UAUGUGUGAACACAGCCAGACUGGAAUCAUUUUACAAAGACUGGCGCGCUUUUUAUCCGCGCGUGUAUGUGAUUAGGGCCAAAUCUUUGCGUUUAUGGCAACAAUUCCCGUCCGUUCCCCACACGGCGCGUACUAUUUGAUGAACAUUUUACAUUAGUUGCUCGGGGGCCAAACAAUGAAAAGCUUUCUGAUCAUUGCACCAGACAAAUGGCUUGGGGUCUGUGACGGAAAAUCUUAGGUCACGAUAUUUCUCUCCUUUAAGAUAACGAAUGGCGACAAAUGAUUGUUGUGGAGAGCCAGCCAAUGUUUCCCUCUGGUGUUCCCUGCUCCAGCCCUUGUUCAGCUUUCUCCAGAUGAUUCAUCCCUUAUGUGAGAAAUCUGAACUUUUGUUUUUAUUUCACUGGUCUGGACCAGGAAUGACGAGCUGCCUGAACGCAUUGAGGAGAUUCACAAGUGAACAAGCACCGGGCUGGAUUUUCUUUUCUUUUUCGGUUAAACUAGUAGCCUUUGUGUGGGAAUGACUCGCCGUACAUGACAGUCACUAGCCCAUAGCUCCUGCAGCCCCCUCCACAAGGAAGCUUUCAAACUUUGAGGAUGUGGAGAAGACAUCUGGCCAUACAGGAGAAGACGGCCCGGUAACGCACCUCUGGACGACCUGGAAGACACAUGCGUCUUCUGACAGACCUGAGAACCCCUAGGAUGGCCAGACACCGAGGAUCCACGUCCAGCGCCAUCUUAACAAGUUGCUGAAUGAACUUGCAGCAUUCUUUGUUCAGUACCAAUCGGAGAUCAGUGACAGCUCCGUCCCAGCACCUUCACUUCUCCCCGGGCGGAGGGUGUGAGUGAGUGAACGAGGAAUAGGAGGGGGAUCUAGGAGAUGAGCCUGUGAGUCAGUCUCCAGCCAGCAAGUCAACUUCUCACAGCCUCCAGGCGAUCACUGACCCGUCCAGUGCUGAAGAGAAGCGUCUCCCACAGUGCAGCCGCUGCUCUCCCAGCUAUGCACUCCGUUACCUCUCCCGGCACUUGCCUAUGUCUACACGUCUUGCUCUUGUGCUUUGGGGUACAGGUAAAACAUACAAGAUUAAACAAUAUGUGAAUUGUAACACUACCCACGUAAUAUACCUGAUUUAUUGUACCAAAUGCAAGAUGCAAUAUGUUGGAUGUACCACUACCCCACUUAAGAUGUCUGCUGCUGAAGAAAACGUGGACUUCCGCAUUCAUGUGGAAAAUCAAACAAGAGGAAGAGAUGACGUCAGCAGGAAGCAGCUUCGGGUCUACCAGCUCUAUAGUCGAACAAGUGGCAAACACAUUCAAGUUCUUGGAAGAAGAAUAAGUGCUAAGGGAGAGGAUGGAGAUAAAUAUGCCCAGUUGCUAGUGGAAACUGACACUUUUGGAAGUCAAGUCCGGAUAAAAGGAAAAGAAACUGAUUUUUACCUUUGUAUGAAUAGAAAAGGCAAGCUUGUUGGGAAGCCAGAUGGUGCAAGCAAAGAAUGUGUCUUCAUCGAAAAAGUGCUUGAAAAUAAUUACACAGCUUUGAUGUCAGCCAAAUAUUCUGGCUGGUAUGUUGGUUUUACCAAAAAAGGAAGGCCUCGAAAGGGACCAAAAACUAGAGAAACCCAACAAGAUGUCCAUUUUUUGAAAAGAUACCCGAAAGGUUCGUCAGAGUUACAGAGGCCUUUCAAAUACACCACAGUAACUAAAAGGACUAAAAGAAUAAGACCCACAAAGCCACGUUAAAAGGGAAAAAUAAGCUUCUUAAACAAUAACUUUUCAGUUUGAAUCUAGUACAAGACAAGACAAUUGUGCAAAAAAUACUAUCAAAAGGAAAAGAACACCACUCUUCUAUCUCCUAAGUAUAUGGUUUUUAUAUCUGCACUAGAUUUGUGCUAAAGACAUAUUAAAUGCUCAGUAUCACAUUUUCAACGUUACUGCACCAGAGAAAUAUUUUUACAUUUUAGAAAAAAUGAGGAAAAGCUAUAUUUUUGUACUUUGUGUUUAAAAAAAGAUGUUCAGGAAUGCUGGAAGACUUCACUGUAACUUGAAAAGACUUUGUUCUAUUUUAAUUGACGCAGGUGCUCCUUUUCCUUGAGUAGCGUCUGAGCAGAUAACCAGAGAAACUGCACAAAUCAGAGUGUUUUUUCCCCAAAAUUAGAUUAACAAUAUGCAAUAACAUAUCUGUUAUCUGGUGCAAGCCUUUAACAAAAUAUCUAAGUGGGCACAAUUAAUGAUCGAGUUUCUUUGGAAUUCUCGAUACCGUUUUUCAUGUAAAUGACAUAAGGUGUCACAUUUGUGUGAUCCUGCACUAGUCUCACUUUUAAAAAUGCUGCUAAUAUUACAAAUGACUCCAUCAUCAGACUGAAUGCUUUUACAAGCCGCAUUUAAAUGUGGUGUUUUGAUAUACAUAUUGAGAUGUGAAUUAUACUUUUUUUUUUAGAUGAAGAUUUUAGAAGUUACUUUUGGACACAUGUACAUUUUAACAUGCAUUCUUGUUUUCAGAUAUAGAGGUUUUACUGGGAAAAUUUGCACUGGUUUAAACUGGUUGUAUCUUUUCCGUCUAUGGUAUGUAUUGUAUAUAGCUAUUUAUUGCACAUUUGUAUAUAAUAGUUCAAUAGUAAUGCUGCCUCAAUAGUCAAGACAUAUUUAAACAGAAAUAUGGAAUGCUACAAAAUGUAGUUUUUUUUUUCAGAAACAGAUUUAUUUUGAAAAAUUCUACAAAAUUAUUUAGUACUAUAGUGCAUAAUAUUUAAAGUCGAGUACCACCUUUGAUUAAACAUAGCUAUAUAGCCAACAAAUGUAAAACAUUGGUGACAUUUGUUACAUUUUAUGCUUUUGUGCAGUAAGGGUAUGGUCAUACCUGCCAUAUUUUGCUACUUAUUUGCUGCUAGAUGUUUUCCUACUCAUUGAAGUCAAUGGGUAUCAAAAUCAACAGCGUAUUUUGGUAUUCAUUGACUUCAAUGUGUAGGAAAAUACGCAGCUGCAAAUAUGCACGCAAAAAAAUCAUGUGUGAACCUACCCCAAACAGGUUGUCUAAGAUUGGAAAAGGCGGUCUGCUAUGCCUGGCAAGAAACUCCCCUUUACUUAUAUAUGGACUGUGUCUGGUAUUGCAGCUAAAUCUCAUUUAAAUAUAGCUAGAAUGAAACACAAUCCAUAGGCAUUCGAGAUGCCAAAUAUAAGAACACGCAGACCCUUUUCCUAAUCCUGGACAGUCACUUUAAGGUUUGUGUAAAUUCACAUGUAGCAUGUUUGUUACUGUAAGUUUUACAACUCAUACUCCGUUCUAUUCAUAAUAAUGGAGAUGCUUUGGCAGCAAGCACAAGGAUUUCUGCAAGCCCCACUCAGUUAAUUAGGACCAUCUAUAACAUUUCAGCCGAUUUGUUGCAGAAAUGUCCAUGACUGUUCUAUUUGUCUAAAUGAAGCUUGUGGAAAUCCAUAUGCAUGUUGUAAAGCAAUGCCAUUAAAGGGGCUGUCCAGGGACUUUUAUGUUUAAAAGUGUCCAAACUGUGGCAAGUAAAUAAAAACUGUCAAAAACGUGUAUAGGUAGCUGCAACCAGACAAUAGGGACAAUAGUAUUACUGCCAGAUGAGUACUAAUGUGAAAAAGGUUGUGUAUCCCAUACAACCUGCGAACUAUGUAUAAAGUGGGGGUACACUUUCCUCA